Achroia grisella is the source of this 4263-nucleotide messenger RNA. It is a transcript of the gene pico, whose product is annotated as ras-associated and pleckstrin homology domains-containing protein 1. Gene Ontology annotation, biological process: signal transduction. The record is from RefSeq and is a predicted model, not a curated record. The coding region runs from base 387 to 3536 and encodes 1049 amino acids. NCBI's taxonomy places the organism in Eukaryota, Metazoa, Arthropoda, Insecta, Lepidoptera, Pyralidae. The transcript is spliced from 13 exons.
CGCUCUUUGUCCAAUGUAAUUUCUAAAUGAAUUGUCGUAUACGUAAACAAAGUUUUCAAAUAAGUGAACGGGCGAGGCCACCACGGUGCAUUAUACAUGUACUGUUGCACCUUACAGCGCAAACUCCACACGCAAUGGAAUAACAAACUCCUCACUCAUUCAAGUACCUAGUGUGGUAUUUCUAAUGUAAGAAAACCUAUUUACAAAUUAACAUCCUUUUCCGCAAUUUGUUUUGCUGACCAUGACCAAUGCGCCGUGUUAAAAUAUCAAUGAGGUAUACCGACCUUUUGACAUACUUUACUAAUAAUUUUAUAAUGUGAGGUCUAACCAUUACACUAGUGCGUGAGUGAGUCAUAACAUAACCAAGUUGCAAUGUAAACGAAAUAAUGGAAUUGCAACUGAAUGAAACGGGUAAAUGGCAUCGCAGUGGAUUCCUGUCAACCCUUAAUAGAAGUUUCCGUCUACCGAAUGCGAAGUCUAGAAGCGUAAAUAGUUCGCCUGUUGCAAGCAAAUCCUCGUUAGAACAAACUUUUAAUAUGAAGACGGGUUUAAAUUCAUCAAAUGAAGCAUCAAGUGGUUUGCGGCCGCUGGAGAUAGUCGCGCCGCGUAUCGACACCUACCGAUUUUCGAUGGCAAACCUAGAAGAAACACAAGACGCUGAUCUGGACGCCAUUCUCGGGGAAUUGUGCGCCUUAGACUCGGAGUAUGAUGAAGAAAUAUCAAGAGUAUCUGCUAGUUUUGCUUCAGUUUCAAAAGAGAGAGUCGAAGAGAGCACCGAGAGCUGUCCUCAGAGAACCGACUGCAGCAAAGAGUGCGGUGACGGCGCCCCCCUGACUCGCACCGACUCACCUGACAAUGACUCCGCAUUUAGUGAUACUGUAUCCAUGCUAUCAAGUGAAUCAUCAGCAUCCAGUAGUGCUAGUGCUAAAUGUAAAGCGCUAAAAUUAAAUCUUCAUGAAAAUCAAAAGGAUGCUACCUUCCAGUUAAAAGCGGACAAAAUUAAGUUAGCACUAGAGAGAAUGCGUGAGGCCAACAUCAAAAAGUUAUUUAUCAAAGCAUUUUCUAUGGAUGGUUCUUCCAAAAGUCUUAUGGUCGAUGAGAAAAUGUCAUGUGGUUACGUUACAAGACUCCUGGCCGAUAAAAACCACGUUAGCAUGGAGCCGAAAUGGGCAAUUGUAGAACAUUUACCUGAUUUGUAUAUGGAACGUGUAUAUGAAGAUCAUGAAAUGUUAGUUGAUAACCUAAUGCUGUGGACUAGAGAAUCAAAGAAUAAAAUCUUAUUUUCUGAACGUCCAGAUAAAAUUAUGCUCUUUCAAACACCUGAAAAGUUUCUUUUAUCUGAAGAUGAUAGAGGUUGGUCAUCCGAACAUGAUGAACAUUCAAGACAAGUAAUAAUAGAAGAAUUCUUCGGUCAAAGCAGUGGUACUAUAAGUACUAUGCCAUCUGUGUCCGGACACUCCGUGCCUCCAAUGGAGGGUCCUCUCUAUCUAAAGAGCGACGCCAAAAAGGGAUGGAAGAAGUUCCACUUUGUGCUUCGACCUUCUGGUCUGUAUUACUCGCCAAAAGAUAAGGUGAAGACGUUGAAGGAGUUGGUCUGCCUGGCAACGUUCGACAACAAUGAAGUGUACAUAGGAUUAAAUUGGAAAAAGAAAUAUAAGUCACCGACUGACUAUUGCUUCGCAAUUAAACAUCCAAGACUGCAACAGCCAAAGAGUGUAAAAUUCAUUAAGUUCCUAUGCGCUGAUGAUCAACAAACCUUAGAAAGAUGGGUCACUGCCAUGAGGAUAGCUAAGCAUGGAAGACAAAUAUUGGAAAAUUACAGAGCUUUGGUAGAAGAGCUCACUCAAGAGGAUAUAGACCAUCUAGCACAUGCGCGUUCUUGUUCUAUAACAUCAAUACCUACAAAGACAAACGGCAAUGUAGCCGUGGGUAUUAACAGUCCCGCACAAUCAACUUCCAGUAACGCCAGUGUUGCCAACUCCGACAUCAGCAGUGGAAGACACUCUCGCGCCUCGUCAUCCAGUUCAAGCGGCUGUCUUUCCGAUGGCGGCACAGCCUCAGAAAGCGCGUUUGAUUGUGAAUUUCCAAUGGGUACUAUAAAACGCAAACCUUCGAUGAAGCCCAAUAUUCCUUUAACGUGGAUGACCCGGCAAUUAAAGGAGAUGGUCGAGAAAGGCGGAGAAGGUGAGGGCGAGGAUGAUGGGGGAGGUGAUGGUGGUACCCUCACACGAAGGCCAAGAAAGUCUCGGACUGAGGAUUCUACACUCAAAAGGCAUCACACACUUGAAUCUUCAGACAACGUCGUGUACAGCGCUGCAAAUACUAGUCACGUUGGUACGGCAAGCAGCCCUGUUCAACACAAACCUCCGUCGCCUUCUUUUGGACUCUACGAAAGUAUAGCUCGCGAUAAUGUCUACCGAAAUAUCGCAGACAAUAGUUCUUCUCUGUAUGGUUACACUACAAUUUAUGACAAAAUACAAAGGCCACAAGAAGUAAGUACCGUGGAAGAUCUUCCUUUGCCACCUCCACCUAGCGAAGAUAUACCAGACGGAAUGUUUAGUUCUACUUUAAGUUUGGAUUCUCUUCCUCCACCUCCUCCACCACUUGAACCCAUAGAAGAUAUAUCUGGAUCGCAACUAAGUCUCCCACCACCACCACCUGAGCAUGCUAUAGAAGCCGUGAACCAGCACAGUGGCCGUGUUCAUGACAUAGUAAGUCAAUUGUCUGCGCAACAAAUAGAACAAACAUCCCGAGCUUCCCAAUCUAGAACGAGUUCCCGAAACUCAGACCUGAGUCGAACCUUCCCACGCCAGCCUUCAUUGGACAGUGUUAAUUCUGAUACAUCUCGUACCUCAUCACUACACUCUGAUAAAAGUAUAUAUGGACAACAAAAUGUCGCAUAUGGGGCGUGUCUCGUAGAACUUCAGAAUAAAAAAAUAAGUAACGGAAGUCCAUCAGUUCAAAAGAAACUGACUUUAGAACCGGGUAAGGAGCGGACUAGUUCGAUAAAGAAAGUUAACUUUGCUGAUGAUCUACCUACUAGUUCCGAUGCCAAAAAGAACAAGAAAAUUUCCUUCAAUCUUAAGGAACCACUACCACCAUCUCCUCGAAAACCACCGCCGCCCAAAAGAAAUGAGAGUACAAGACUUUCAUCUCCUAAAAAAUUGGCGGAUUCCAAUAGCAAUCCACCUAAAGAAUUCUUGAAAGAUUUACAACGAGUAAUGAGGAAAAAAUGGCAAGUUGCGCAAAAGUGUAAGUUAGAACCAGCCACGACGCCUCAUGAAGUGUUGGGUUUCCGUGAAUAUCCGCUUUCGGAAGCUUAUAAGGAAACAAGUGUGUCCAUGUGGGUACAAGAACAUUAUGGCAGCGGUGUUGAGGAUCCAUUUUAUGAAAAUAUAUAUGGCCGAGAACCACAACCACGGCGAGAGGAACCUAAGCCCAUUAAAAAACGACCUCCACCUGCUCCACCGCGACGUAGCGAGUCCACACAUCUUUCUACACAUCCACACCCCUCCACGAUGCAACCUAUCGUGUGAAUAACUCACCACUAUUAGUAUGCAUUUUUAGAAUGUAGUAGAUAUUGCAAACAAUAUUUGGAAAUAGCUGUCAUACUGUAAAAUAUUGUUUCGAAUUACGAUAACAGUAGAGCCCAUUGAGGCUGAUGUUUGGCUAUAUUUAAUAAAUGUGUAGACGUUUGUAAUAGUAGAUAAGAUUUAAAAUGAAAAAGCCUUUAAUAUAAUAUCGUACGGUCUCUGGGUGUAAUAAAAAAGUUUAAUCGAAUAUACAAAAGUAAUCUUUAAUAAGCCCCCUUAAUUUAUAAUAAGGCUUGUUACUUUUAUACGACCGGAGGGUAAUAGUAAUUAUUUUUAACAUUUUGUACUAACGUGACCAAUUUCGAUAAUUAUGACCAUAACAAAGAAAAUUUAUUAUUAAUAAUUUAUUAUAAUUCGAAAGGCGGUGCUAUUUUGAAAAGGUAUACUAAGGAAUGUGGUUGGUUUUUGUCUGUCUACUUGUACUCUGUACCUUGUGACAUUUGUUCGUUGUAGUGUAGGUUAGAUUACAAGUAUGGAAAUAAUAUUAUUAUGCUGAAUGGUGCGAACCUCAUAUAGUCUUGCUUAUAUAUGCUUGCUUUUAGGCGGCAUUAAAUCGUAUUUACUUCUAUGUUUUGAAUAUCAGAUAAUCAAAACAUAAAAUAUACAUUUCAAUUUCUAUGUAUCGGCGGUAUAAAUCGCAAAUUACAAAACACGGAUAAGAACACUGUCA